AUGUUCGGGCGUGUUGGUGGCCAUACGCUUCGGUGCGCUGCGCGCAACCCCGUUGUCCGGCGGAAAUUCUGGGAACGCAGCUUUUCGACACAAAUACCUUCUUCAGCGAGUGCAGCUGCUCCGUCGAGUGCGUCGCCGCUCGGGAGUAUCACGACGGAGCUGGAUCGGAUAGCGCCAUGCUUUGAUGUCCCAGCGUCUCGUAUAUCCAUCUUGGACUCCCCCGCGAGUUUCUACACUACCCUCAAGAAUAAAAUUCGCAAGGCUCGAAAGCGCAUCUAUCUAUCUACGCUAUAUAUCGGCAAGACGGAAUACGAAUUGAUCCAAACCGUGAAUGAAGCUCUUCGCGACAACCCCGACUUGCGAGUCUCGAUUCUAACGGAUGCUUUGCGAGGGACGCGAGAAACGCCGAAUCCAUCAUGCGCUUCUCUUUUGGCAUCGCUAGUUGCAGAACAUGGUCCGGAUAGGGUUGAUAUUCGGAUGUUUCAUACACCUAACCUAACGGGUUUGCGGAAGAAAUGGAUUCCUCGGCGGAUAAAUGAGGGCUGGGGGCUACAGCAUAUGAAGCUUUACGGAAUUGACGAUGAGAUUAUACUCUCCGGGGCAAACCUCUCUGAGGACUAUUUCACGAACCGCCUAGAUCGGUAUCAUGUCUUCAAUUCGAAGGAGCUGACUGACUACUAUGCGCGCAUCCACAACGCAAUAUGCGGACUCAGUUUCAAAGUUCUUCCCGACCCUCAUAAUUCGGCAGGGUAUCUUUUAGACUGGCCCAGUGCCAAUGGCGCUCCUUCGCCUCUUGAUGACCCAGAGGGCUACAUUGCAUAUUCAUCGACCGUCUUGAAACCCCUCAUCCAGCCAUCAGCCAGCAAAGCUGCACUUGAGUCCAAAUCCCCCGGCAAAACAUUUGUGUAUCCAGUUGCACAAUUUACUUCUUUAAUGAAGCCUGACGACUCAACCGAAUUCCCGGCCGUCACAACCAUUCUAGGCCUCCUUUCCAGCUCGCCGAUCUUCUCCGGCGCCCGCUGGCUCUUCACGGCCGGCUAUUUCAACAUUCAUCCUACCCUCUCGUCCUUCUUAAUAUCCAGCACCUCAAUGUCUCAAACAGCGUCGCCUACUCGUGGUACUGUCCUAACCGCUUCGCCCUGGGCGAACGGCUUCUACGGGUCGCCUGGCAUUUCCGGUAUGCUCCCAGCAGCAUACACCCACCUCUCCGCGCGCUUCCUCGAUAGGGUCGCCGCUGCUCAGGCAACAAACUCUAUCCAGCUCAAAGAGUGGCGCCGCGGCACGGUUGGCGAGCCAGAUGGUUGGACGUACCACGCCAAGGGGCUCUGGAUCACUCUUCCCAAGGAAGAAAACCCAAGUCUGACCUUUGUCGGAAGCAGCAAUUACACCAAGCGCAGCUAUAGCCUGGAUUUGGAAGUUGGGGCACUAGUCGUUACGGGGGAUGAUGAGCUGAAGAAGCGAUUGGGGGCUGAAACGGAGUGGUUACAGACACAUUCGAGUGCAGUCUCGAGGGAUGAUUUGAGAAGGACAGAGCGGAGAGUUAGAUGGAAUGUUAGGCUGGCGAUGUGGAUCGUUGAGAAGGUUGGGGGAGCUUUAUGA
Molecule: messenger RNA, 1599 nt
Organism: Aspergillus puulaauensis
Lineage: Eukaryota; Fungi; Ascomycota; Eurotiomycetes; Eurotiales; Aspergillaceae
Gene: PGS1
Product: CDP-diacylglycerol--glycerol-3-phosphate 3-phosphatidyltransferase
Exons: 3
Coding region: 1-1599 (532 amino acids)
Biological process (GO): cardiolipin biosynthetic process
Cellular component (GO): mitochondrion
Molecular function (GO): CDP-diacylglycerol-glycerol-3-phosphate 3-phosphatidyltransferase activity
Source: RefSeq, a predicted model, not a curated record